Messenger RNA from Musa acuminata subsp. malaccensis (wild Malaysian banana), 930 nucleotides. RefSeq names its product PLASMODESMATA CALLOSE-BINDING PROTEIN 3. Lineage: Eukaryota; Viridiplantae; Streptophyta; Magnoliopsida; Zingiberales; Musaceae. The record is from RefSeq and is a predicted model, not a curated record.
UCUCUCUCUCUCUCUCUCUCUCUCUCUGAGCUUGGUUAUACUCUCUGGAGUGCUCAUAAGCUCAUUGCUUUUUUGCAAAUCCCUUGCUUCGUUCUCCACAGUAAUGGCUGCUGUUUUCCUGUUCCUCGUAAUCACAGUCACAAUAUUUGGUGGUUCAGAUGCUGCUUGGUGUGUCUGCCGGUCUGGUGCUAGUAACACUGCUCUGCAAAAGGCACUAGACUAUGCUUGUGGAGGUGGGGCAGACUGCACACCCAUCCAACAAAAUGGGGCAUGCUACAACCCCAACACAGUGCUUGCUCAUUGCUCUUAUGCUGCUAAUAGCUACUACCAGAGGAAGGGUCAGGCCCAAGGAGCCUGUGACUUUGCAAGCACAACCAUGCUUACCUCCACAGAUCCAGGGGGAAAUGGUUGCACAUAUCCUGCAACUCCCAGUGCUACAGGAACAUCAAGCACUCCUACAAGCACAAGCACCACCACCCCAAGCUCCACAACUCCUACCACCUUCACCCCAAACGCAGGCACCACAGGGAGUACUGCAAGUGUGCUGGGAGGACUUGGACCCUCAGGCACUACCAGCAGCAUAGAUGGCAGCCAUGGGGGCAUGCUUCCAAAGGCAGGAGUGGCCUCUCUCCCUUCACUUCUCUUGCUGUCAUCCUUGAUUCUACUGAGGGUAUGAGUCCACAUCUAGACUUGACAGGGUUCAGAUUUUUGAGAAAGUGAGAGUUUUCUGAUGGAUGGAUGAGGUUCCACCAGUCAUGUGGACUUUGUGGUGGUUGAAGGAUCCAUCCAGAGACAUUCUCCCAGAUCACUAGUUUUUGUUGCUUAGUGGCAACAAAAACAGGGUUUGAUUCCUUUUGGGUGUAAGCUUUCUUUAUGUAUUUCUUCAUGCAGGCAGUGAUUUAUUAAUACUAGUUCAUUAGGUGAUCACAA